GAGGCCGCUCUCAUCGGGCCGCAGCCCCAUCCUCGCUCCCGGAAAGCGUCUUCAGCGCGUCGCGGCUCUCCUCUUCUCGGCCGAGGCGUUCUCCACGGCGGCCGCAGUCGCGUCCGACGAGUCCUAUCGCGCAGGUAACGCUGAAUACGCGGCAGCGCGCCGAGACCCGCAGCGGAAUCCGGAGAGAAGAAGAGAGCCGUCCGAAGCCAGCCGGGGCCCCGAGAUGGAGUUCACCAGGCGAUGUCUCGCUUUGAUCUCGGUGGGAGUACUAUGGAGUUGCGCGCUGGGUCUCCAGCGGCCACCGCCGAGGUACUCCCAGCAAUACAUGCCGGAGACCUCGUUCAACUGUCGCAACAAGAUCGUCGGCAGCUACUACGCGGAUCCUGAGACCGACUGCCAAGUGUUCCACGUGUGCGUCUCCGUGGCCGGCUCUAUCCAGGAUUACAAAUUCCUGUGUCCCAACGACACCGCCUUCGACCAGGAGAGCCAGACCUGCGCGGACUGGUACGACGUGGACUGCGAGGCCGCGACGCUCUACUACGCCAGCGACAACUUCGACCUGUACAGAAUCGGCUCGGGCCUGGAGUCCGUGCACUACGACAACCUGCGCAGCGACGCCGAGCCGCAGGAUCAUCUGCAGCGCAGCGAGACCAGCGACGCGCUGCGCUCCUCGGCGAACGCGGUCAACCGGGUGUCCUCGUCGAGCUACAGCGGCAACGGCAACCGCGACUUACUGCGCGGCAGCAGCAGCAGUAACUUCUACAACAGAAACGGCAAGGAGGACGACUACGAGAGCGACAAGUCGUACAAGGAGGAGCCCGUUCAAGAUUCGAAGAAGAAGGGCGGCGUCAGGAAGGUCAGCAGGAAGCAACCGUACAACGCCAAUGGCAGCUAUUCGCCGUCGACCAGCAGCACGUCGGCGCCGCUCGCGCCCGCCCAGAAUAACUACAACGGCAACUACUACAAUGGCAACGGGUACAACCAGCAACAGCAGCAGCGUCAACCCACGACGACGUACGUCUCGUCGUCGAGCACCGUGAGACCUCAGCAGGAGACCUACAGCAGGAGCCAGAACACGCAGAGGUACAACGCGCCGUCGUCGUCCACGUAUCGGCCCAGCACGACUUACCAGGACGCCACGUACAACAACUAUCAGUCAGUCAGCACCACCAGUCGCACCACCGCCUACAACGUCUUCAACAACAACGCCAACUACAAUCAGAACCAGAACUUCGCCCAGGUCACAACUGUGAGACCCAGCAGCUACAGCCCGAAGACCAGCUACCAGACCUACGGUCAGUUCUCGCAGUCCACUACUGUCCAGCCGAGCACCAACUAUCAGAGCAGCGAUUACACCAACUACCAGCAGAGGAGCUACAGCAACAUCCAACGCAGUGGCAGCGGCGGUAACGUCGCUUACCAGUCCACCACGGCAGCCCCCACCGUCUACGAGAGUUACAACAACAACAACAACAACAACAACAAUCAGUACAGACCAGUCACGUCUGCCAGCAGGCAAGACCUCGGUCAGACCACCGUCAAGUAUCUGGCGAGCAACAGCUACGCGCCCACCACGUAUAGCCCGGCGACAAAGAAGUACGCGAGCGGCGACAGCGCGGUCGCGCAGACCGCCCUGAGGAACAACGACAAUCAGUACUACGAGAAGACGAGCCAGCCGGCCAAGCCGUCGACGCAGUACUACGACAGCACGAAGACGCCCAAGAAGGCGACCCAAUAUAACAAUUACGAUGGCGCGAGCGGCGGCAAGUCCUACUACGUCGAGACCAGCACCGGCGGCUUCGAGCUCGCGAGGUCCUCCGUCGGGAUCGGCUUCAGCCCUGCGAGCAUCAACCACUUGGCCGAGUCGCCGAGGACGACCACGCCGGUGCCGAGCUCCGGCGCCCAGAGGGCCGGCCAGCCGACGACGACGCCACGGGGAGUCACCUACGUGAGCGGGUCCGCCAGGCCGUUCACGUCGACGACCAGGUUACCCAGCAGCGGCGGCGGCAGCAGCACGACGGCGCGACCGAAGUCGAGCAAGAAGAACGACUACGAUUACGCGUACUACGAUAACGCCGGCGGUUUGGAGUACGACGGAGUCGACCUCGAGCACGUCACCAGCAACAAGGAGUCCACGAAGAUCGCGAGGAAUUAGAGAGAGAUUGUUGUAAUAAUAAAAGAAUAACAUAUAUAUAUAUAUAUAUAUAUAUACAUAUAGCGCGCCGCGCGAAUUCCUUGGAGCUCGUCCUGAAUCGCUGAUGUACAAAUCUUAUUUUUCGUAACUCUCUCUCUCUCUCUCUCUCGCUCUUUCUCUCUCUCUCUCUCUCUCUCUCUCUUUCUUUCUUUCUCUUUUUUAUUCUUUCUUCAACGUCACCGGUCGCCUCGAACACCCGAGACGAGACGUUUCCAAGGGAUUCCGACGGGCUCGUAAAUUAUACCACUUAUCAGUAGCCAGUCGCUGUCAAAAUCGGUCUUCGAUUGAGAACGAAGC
Harpegnathos saltator (Jerdon's jumping ant) is the source of this 2491-nucleotide messenger RNA. RefSeq lists its product as uncharacterized. Bases 224 to 2155 code for a protein of 643 amino acids. The record is from RefSeq and is a predicted model, not a curated record. The transcript has 4 exons. Gene Ontology annotation, molecular function: chitin binding. Gene Ontology annotation, cellular component: extracellular region. Lineage: Eukaryota; Metazoa; Arthropoda; Insecta; Hymenoptera; Formicidae.